This is a messenger RNA of Peronospora farinosa, 4257 nucleotides long. The record is from the annotation of a GenBank genome assembly. NCBI's taxonomy places the organism in Eukaryota, Oomycota, Peronosporomycetes, Peronosporales, Peronosporaceae.
AUGUUUGCAGCAGGGACUCAUUCGUCUCAGGAGGUCGGUGCAAAAGAUAGCAGUAACGUGGAGGCUGAUAAUGAUUGGUUGAGUAUAGGCAAGAGUUUCUCCAGUACAAAACACGACGAAAAAGCGAAAGAGAAAGAAGCAAUCGAACCAUUUGAAUCGAAAAUACUGAAAGUAUACAAACAUCGACAUGAUAAACAUGAUUAUAAGAAAGAGAAGAAAAGACAUACGCAGAAGAAACGACAGAGGGACAAAUCAAUAGCUGUGGAAUCGAAAGAGACUCGAGAUCUCUUGAAACACGAGAACAAGAGCAGGAACAAGAGCAAGAACAACAAUAAAAGAAAGAAACGACGCAGGUCUUGGAGCUCAAGUGAUAGCAGUGAUCCAGAAGAGACUCACUAUUCUAGCCACCACUCUCGAAAACGCACCCGCGGCAAGUCACGCUCUCGAUCUCGGUCUCGAAGCUAUAAGCAAGACAACCAGGUGAUAACUCGGUCUGUAAACGAUGUUAUGGUUCAUGGGCAAGGUACUGCGAAGCAGGAAGACAACUGUUUGUUUGAAUAUGACCGCGCGGGCGAUCCCAACAAUCGAUUUUUCGGAUCGACGUAUGCUCAUGAUCAGCCGCGCUACCAGUUGGAUACACAACGAAAUAUGCUUACAGGUGCACGUGUUAUCCCAACCCGACCGAGAUAUAUCAGCACUAUAUUCUCGGAAGAAAGGCAGGAUUCUGGUCGAUAUUUCUCGCUGCAGGCGCGGAAGAUGGAGAGAGACGCUCGACAGAAGCGUCUGUAUCUUGCUUACUCGGAAAAACGACUGACACGCGCAGCAACUGAAAACAAAAUGAGUCACAGCAACCAAGUGGGCCAGGCUGCUACGGUCACGAGUCGACCACACGAAACGGCAUUCAUCCCACUUGAUCCAGUGCUUGACAUCAACGUACUUGAGGGAAAUGAUACUGGUCUAGAUACGAUGUUUGGCGAUUCUUCUCUGCUGACUGACGGACAAAGCGUUGAACAGCAUUUGGUAGAAUGCAGUAAAAAGCUUAAUGCUGCUGUAGCCGCGAGUCCACAUGUCAUUAACCAUUGGCUGAAUCUGAUAGCCUUUCAGGAGCAGACAAUUCGCCUUCACCCAAAAUCAAAAAAAAUGAGUUCCGCUAUAAAAGCAAGUAUUGUGGAAAAACAAGUGGCGAUUCUAGCACGAGCGCUUACCAGUAACCCUCAAUCACGAGAGCUACAUCGCGUAAAGCUGAACAUCUUGCUGCAAUCUCAAGCAAACGGUGAAAACAGUGACGUCGACUCAUUUCAGCGGCAGUUAGAGAGUUUACUCUCUGAAGAUCUGGCAAACAGCGAGCUGUGGCUCAAGCUACUUCAAAGUCGACAGCAACACUUUGGUGCCUUCUCGAUGCAGUCUGUGCGCGAUUUGUACGCACGUAUACUGACAGUUUUGAGAGCACAGAAAGCAAAUGAUGCUAAAGAAAAAGCUGAGACGGCUCCUACAGCUUCGUCAAGGGGAAAGACCGAAGCAAUGCUUUGUGCCGACCAAGUGGGGGAGUUGUCAAUCGUACUUCUUGACUUCCACUUCCUGAUGUGCGUAUUUGAGAAAAAAGCGGGUUAUAUCGAACGCUCAAUCGCGCAACUCCAAGCUUUACUAGAUUUCAGUAUGAUAGUAGAUAGCAAUGAUAGCAGAGAACCUCAUUUGGAGAUGCUGCGAAAGUUUGGCUCGCGGUGGAAUGAUGAUGCUGCACUGAGACUUGGUGACCAGCGCAGAGAUGUAACUGACCUGAGCGCUGGAAUAUUGGGAGUAGACCCUCCUGAGGUUUCUGUCGCAGAGUUUCGAGACUACAUUGAGCAAAAAUGUGCGGCCAUUGUCGAUCAAGUAAACCCUCCUAUAGUAUUGCGAUCGAAAGAACACAAGCGGAGCCUGCUGUCUUCAUCAGCGGUAUACCAACGGCUGUCACAGACAAAAAAAACGUUACAAAUUGUGGGUGGAACAAAGGCGACAAACGAGGCCGACUUAAGCACAGCUAACUCAGCAGCGAGUGAUGAUUCGGAAGUGGAACCUAAACGAAGCAGCACGCUUGUUUACAGUAACUUGCAUGGAUACCGCAUUAGCGUUGACGAGGCUGACGAUACGAGGGAAUACGAGCGAAUCCUGAGCGAAUUACGUGGUACAGAAAAUUCUCGUACUCGACAAAUCCGUUUACUGGAAAAAGAGAAGAUGAAAUAUGGUCUGCUUGCAACGACAAAAAUGCAAGUAGAAGAUCAACGUGCAAAUUAUGAUCCGGUCGCGGAAGAUGACCGCUUUGUGCAAUGGCUUAGGCGCGAAGAAGUACAGACACAGGUACAAUGGGCCCCGCUUCAGUGUAGUAACCCUCUUCACCAAGGCCUUAUUGAGCAGCAACCUGAUCGUGCGACGCUAACCGAAGAAAUUCAGCCUUUUUUGUUUCCUGUUCCGGUGGCCUACCGAUGGAGACUUGUUGCUGAGCUACUGCAUAUCUGUGGCGUAGAUUGGAAUGGUGAAUAUUCAUGGAAGACUACUGUCCCAGCUUCCGUUUCUAUGUAUGCAGACAGCCAUACGGACUAUGAGCUACUUGUCACGCCAAUUCAAUCGAUGCUAAACCCUCAAGCAAACUGCCCCCGAAAACAUGCGUUAUUGCUUGAUCCGUCCGGCCGAAAGAUGCUGCUCGAAAAUGCCCUUCUUGGUGAUAUUGCCGUUAAUGAAGGUGUGUUACGUGACCCUAGCAAAGUGGCAUUCGUGCGUAGAGUUUUCGAACAAGGAUUGGAAAAUUUUCACAACGUUGAUAACAACUUUGGAAGCAAACUAAAAUGCCUCUGGAUUAGCUUUGAAGCUAAGGUUGCACGUGCAUGUGCAGCCAGAGGGCAAGAGGAAACCGCAGCGUAUGCUCGUCGUUUAAGUCAGAACUUAGCUCAGCAUUCUGCCAACGGCGAUACUGAUUUUGAUGCUCUUCAUGCCUACGCUAAGUUAGAGCUUGUUUUGGGAAAUGAGCGUCAAGUACGACGGAUUUGUGAGAAUACACUCAUAUUACUUGGGGCUCAAGCUUUGGACAUAACAUCGUCGGCCAGAACUACGCAUCGCUUUGUUUUUCUUCAGACGCGGCUAGAGAUGUGGCCUACCUCUAGUGUUCAAAAUAGUAUUCGUGAUCACGUAGACCACCGGAUGCUCCGAUGUUUGUACAAAUUGUGGAAUGUGUGGCAACCAGCACAAGUAGACUGCAACGAGAAAAAAGCGCUGGAGAUGGUAGCUACAAAACGCCGGCAACCGAGUCGAAAAUACUUGCAAAAGCUUCUAAUGUCCGAUCCAUCGACAGGAAGAAAUCUCAUUGCUAGAUAUCGAGCGGAGCUCAGGUUUGCAGUCCAGCAUUGCGCUGCAUUGACUUCAGCAAACCAUGAGUGUGGCAAGGAAAUGCAUACAUCGCAUAGUCUAUCCUGCUGCUGGGCUGGUUACUGCUUGCACAACUUGGCUCUAGUCGUUUACGCCUAUAACGGAUUUGAUGCAGCUUGUCGAGAGUAUUGCGAGGCAUUAGCUAAUGCGGAGCAUCGAGCGUGCUCGCAGGAAGCUUGGGCGUGGACUUGCUUUCUGGAAUUCAUUCAGCAGCACCAAGUUUCAGGCUUGUUCCCCACAGUUGCGCCCCGUAUAUGGCGUACAUCAGUUAGUGACGCAGUGAAGAACUUUCCGUUUAACGAAUUAUUUCUUCGGCUUUUUGUCGACUCCGAGAUGGGCAACACUAUUUCACAGGUCCAUCGGACCUACUUUCUGCGGGUAGAAAAACGCUGGCGACGGCAUUAUGAUUCGCCUAGACUGGUAGAGUGGUUAUUUGCAUUACUUUGUGAGUUCUGCCGCAUCGAACGAGCCGCGACAAUCAAGGAAUCAUCCGAGAAUGAAGACAAAAAGACCCGCCCAUCAUGCUGUCUGUUUCAUCACUGGCGUAUGAACACAACUGCAGUGAAUCGUAUCCGUCAUAUAUUCGAAAGCAUGGUGAUUCAGAUUCAAACGAGAGGCAGUGCGCUCUGUUGGGGGCUGUAUAUGCGCUUUGAGGUUGCGCUGGGAAAGGUAGAUGCGGCAAAAAAGGUCUUGUAUCGUGGGAUUGCAGCCUGUGCAUGGAGCAAGGCACUUUACAUGGAUGGGUUACGCGUGAUGCGUGCGUAUAUGAGUGAAGAUGAAUGUCAAGAACUUCUCAAUUUCAUGGAGGCGAAGGAGCUAAACGUUCGCGUUGACACCGAACAAAUAAACGAAAUUUAG